This is a messenger RNA of Salvia hispanica, 1460 nucleotides long. Its product is annotated as metal tolerance protein 4-like. Gene Ontology annotation, cellular component: membrane. Gene Ontology annotation, molecular function: manganese ion transmembrane transporter activity. Gene Ontology annotation, biological process: monoatomic cation transport; transmembrane transport. The record is from RefSeq and is a predicted model, not a curated record. NCBI's taxonomy places the organism in Eukaryota, Viridiplantae, Streptophyta, Magnoliopsida, Lamiales, Lamiaceae.
CAACAAAAAUCGGGUAACAGAUUCCAACUGUAAAUGGAGCCAGAAACGGCUGACGCCAAAUCGCCGCUUCUGGAAGCGUGGCGGCGCGGCCGUCUAAGUCGCCGGAACUCUGUGAACUCGCUCCGCAACGAUUUCAUUUCCAGAUUACCCGAUAAUGUCCUAUCAGCAGUUGACCCUGAGUCUCCCUCCUCUUAUUUUGAUGUCUCCCGAGCUCAGGGUUUGAGCCAAGGACAGAAGGAUUACUAUGAAAGACAGUUUGCUACAUUGAAAUCAUUCGAGGAUGUCGAUUCCGUGGUGUUAUCAGAAGAAAUAGAUGAAGAAGAUAUACAAGAACAAGCACAACAUGAGAGAGCUAUGAUGAUCUCCAAUUAUGCUAAUAUUUUGCUGCUGGCCUUCAAGAUCUUCGCCACUAUAAAGAGUGGAUCGCUAGCCAUUGCUGCUUCGACCUUGGAUUCCUUACUAGAUCUCAUGGCUGGGGGCAUACUUUGGUUUUCCCACCUUGCAAUGAAAAAUGUCAACAUUUACAAGUACCCAAUUGGAAAGCUGAGGGUCCAACCGGUCGGGAUUAUCAUCUUCGCUGCUGUGAUGGCUACUCUUGGCUUUCAGGUUUUUGUUCAGGCUGUGGAACAGCUUGUCGAAGCAAAUCCUUCUGAGAAAAUGACCACAGAUCAGUUGGUCUGGUUGUACUCAAUUAUGUUAUCUGCUACUGCAGUAAAACUCGCUCUCUGGUUUUACUGCAGAAGCUCGGGCAACAAAAUUGUGCGCGCUUAUGCAGAGGACCAUUAUUUCGACGUGGUAACAAAUGUAGUAGGAUUGGUAUCGGCUGUCCUCGGUGAUAAGUUCGUGUGGUGGAUUGAUCCAGCCGGUGCACUUGCACUGGCAAUCUACACAAUCACUAACUGGUCUGGAACUGUACUUGAGAAUGCAGUGUCGCUGGUAGGCCAAUCAGCACCACCCGAUGUUCUGCAGAAGCUGACUUAUCUUGUGAUAAGGCACCCUCAGGUUAAGCGUGUUGACACGGUCCGUGCUUACACUUUUGGAGUUCUGUAUUUUGUUGAGGUCGAUAUCGAGCUCCCUGGAGAUCUGCCCCUCAAAGAAGCUCACGCCAUCGGAGAAACUCUGCAGAUGAAGCUCGAGAAACUUGUUGAAGUCGAAAGGGCAUUCGUUCAUCUUGAUUAUGAAUGUGAGCACAAGCCAGAGCACUCUGUUCUCAGCCGGCUGCCCAACAGCGAUCCCUAAGGUCUCUUAGAGAAAAAAAGGGCACACACAUCAUUCAUUGCUGUAAAAAAAAAUUGCAGGGUGUUUGUGGUCUCUAGCUUUGAAAGAGUUGGUUUUGUGAAUUUGUUGAUCAUUUUGUAAUACAAUAAAAUAUCAUAUUGUAUACACUGUGUGCCUGUAAAUCGAUUAAGUCUAGAGAACAAUAAACGGAAUAUAUUUGAAGUUUGAAGUAUUUUAAAUAA